Sitophilus oryzae (rice weevil) is the source of this 2468-nucleotide messenger RNA. Its product is annotated as ankyrin repeat and death domain-containing protein 1A-like. The transcript is spliced from 14 exons. Gene Ontology annotation, cellular component: nucleus; cytoplasm. The coding region runs from base 678 to 2339 and encodes 553 amino acids. The record is from RefSeq and is a predicted model, not a curated record. Gene Ontology annotation, molecular function: protein binding. Gene Ontology annotation, biological process: signal transduction. Lineage: Eukaryota; Metazoa; Arthropoda; Insecta; Coleoptera; Curculionidae.
CCAAUUUUUUCACCGACAAUGAUGUGAUUUAGUACACGUCACCAAAGAGGACAAAUUAUGAUAAAUCACCUCAUAUAUGCUCUCCCCAUUACCUAGGGACCCCCGCGACCCAUGACAUUAGCCAUUGCGUCCUACGGCACCCGGCGUACAAACAGCACAGAGCGCGGUGUUUUUUCCCGAAAGGACGCCAACCUGUCGACGCUGCCGUCGUUUCAGUGCGUCGCGACGCCUCGUCACGUCAACCACACGCCACGAGACGAUCGAAAUCGAGACGGAUACGCGAGUUUGGGAUAUCGUCAACAGGUUUGUUUUGUCUGGCUCGACAUAGCAGUGGUUUUUUGAAUAUAAUUAUUUAACGCAUUAGCCAAUGACUGUCAUUACUGCAACGUCCAUGAAGUAUUAAAGGUUUUCGUAAAUCGUCAACGUGUGCGAGACACAGAUAAUAAUUCGAGCGGCAUAUUCGCAAACAAAAUUGAUUUUAACGUUGCUGAUCGCAUCACCAAACGAGAGGAAACACAUUUUAUCUGUGGUGAAAUGGCGUGGGAUACUGGUCCGGCUCUAUCUUGGAAACGGAUGGCAACAAAAACGUAGAGGUGAAGCUGAACGCACUGUAGAAACGUGAUAUUUGUGUAUAUAGGAGCGUCAAUCCUGAAAACCGGACAUAGGUGAAUAAAACAAUGUCUAACCACAUUCAGUACAUAAGCUGUCCAAAUCGAGGAACUUGUCCCUCGCCAACCUCUACUCCAGAAGAGCUCGAAAGGAGAGCUGUCAUACAAAGAAACGAUCUGUUGCUGCACGAGGCAGUAAUCAAGAAUGACACGGAAGGUGUUAAGAAAAUACUAAAGGAACCUGUAGAUAUAAAUUCAAGGAAUAAUUAUGGCAGAGCACCGAUCCAUUGGGCAUCUGCACGGGGUAAUAUAGAAAUUAUGGAAAUGUUAUUAAACUCACAUUGUGACAUUGAGGCUAGGGAUAAAUACGGAAUGCGUCCGUUACAUAUGGCCGCUUGGCAUGGACAUCCCGAAGCAGUUAGGCUACUAAUAAAUUUAGGUGCUUGUACUAACGCUGUUACUAAGGCUCAGUAUACGCUGCUUAUAUGUGCCGCUAGAAAUAACAGAGCUAACGUAAUCGAUUUUUUACUGGAUACUCUAGAAGACGUGCAUAUCGAUGCUAUUGACGCGGAGGGACAGACGGCGUUGUUCCACGCCGCGGCUAACGGCCACGCUUGCAUCGUGAAGCGACUAAUAGAAAUGGGCGCCUGCUUGGAUAAGAAAAACAAGGAGAACAAGUCUGCCCUUCACGAAGCUUGCCAAGGCGGUCACGCCGAAGUUACCCAGUUCCUGCUAGCCAGAGAGGCAGACAUGGAAGCCAAAGACAAUCAGGAAAACACGCCGCUCCACGUAGCUGCCCAGCACCAACAGAACAGAGUGGUUCAGAUCUUGUUGGAGAACGGAGCAGAUCCUGAUAGUGAAAAUCAGAAAGGAUCUACAGCGUUGCAUAUAGCAGCAAGUUUAGGGAGUCGAGGGAUUCUAGAAUGUCUUCUGCAACACGGAGCCUCCAUAUCAAAACAAAACCAUUGUGGAAACACGGCCUUACACAUGGCUUGCCAGGCUAACGUGGUGGAAACUGUGGAAAUUUUAAUCAACAAAGGAGCAGAUUUGAACUAUUUGAACAAGCGUCUGCAGUCGCCCAUUCACAUCGCGGCGGAAAUGGGGCACACCGAAAUAUGUCGACUGCUGUUGGCCGCGGGGGCUGACAUCGAACAAAGGGAACAGGGAGGCAGGACGCCCCUGUAUAUCGCCGCCAGGGGUAGUUUCACCGCCAUCGUCGAUAUGAUCAUCAAGACAGCGAGAUUAGACUACCCGGCACAUGAAAAAGUUGUUGAAAGUAGAAGAGACAGUAGAAGAGAGAGUAGAAGAGAAAGCGCGGUGGGAUUGAAACCAAAACUGAGUCGCAAAUGGCGGUCUCAAAGUAAAGAUGAGACUAGAGUCAAGGAAUACGAGAGGCUGAAAGAGAUUUUAUACAAAUUAGCCUACAAGCACCUGAGUCACGGAGAGUGGAAGAGAUUGGCAUCGCAUUGGGCCUUCACCGAAGACCAAAUUAAAGCGAUAGAACAUCAAUAUAAUGGUCCAUCCAGUUAUAAAGAACACGGAUUUCGAAUGAUGCUGAUAUGGGCUCACGGUUUAGGAUCAGAUGUCAAUCCCAUUAAAGAGCUCUACGAAAGUUUAGUUGCCAUAGGAAAAAGACCAUUAGCAGAUACUUUACGAAGAAAAAUUGACCAAGAGAAUGAGGCUAGACGAAGAGGGCAGAAACAGAAAUGCACUAGAUGUAGUAUAUGUUAAAUUCGUUUCAUUUCCAUCAUGUACAUAAAAAUACUUUUUUGGGUUAUAGCGAUAAUACAUACCAUAUUAAAAUUAAUAUCGUACACAGGGUGGUCCGAACUGUAUUCCGAAAACUUCGGCAGCAUAUUC